This is a messenger RNA of Colossoma macropomum (tambaqui), 831 nucleotides long. RefSeq names its product adhesion G protein-coupled receptor E1-like. Gene Ontology annotation, molecular function: G protein-coupled receptor activity. Gene Ontology annotation, biological process: cell surface receptor signaling pathway; adenylate cyclase-activating G protein-coupled receptor signaling pathway. The record is from RefSeq and is a predicted model, not a curated record. Gene Ontology annotation, cellular component: membrane. The transcript has 5 exons. Lineage: Eukaryota; Metazoa; Chordata; Actinopteri; Characiformes; Serrasalmidae. The coding region runs from base 211 to 690 and encodes 159 amino acids.
UCAUUAUCGGUGGGAGUCGAUGGAGCCCCAUCUAUGCUGUUCAUAAGUUGCAACACUCCAGGCAGCAAGGACGUCAUCUACAAUAUCUGGUGGACUUGGAGGGGUAUGGUCCCAUGACAUCCUGGAUCCUUUCACCAACUACACCCUAACAAGCCAACCACUUGUUCCAGAGGAUGUCCCAGGAGCCAACGAGGGCAAUUCAACACGUUCAUGUUUGUGGCUGGUUUAGAGGGGAUGUUGUUCCUGAGCUUGACCCUGUUGACCUUUGUUCUUUGUCGAAGACAACUGAAUGUGAACAGCAUAGCUCAGGUCAACCUGUGCAUAAACCUGCUGUUGGUUAAACUCGUUUGGCUCCCAGAGAGUUUUAUAAAUCACAUACGCACAAAUCAGGUGGUGUGUGCAGUGCUAGCAGGCUUUCUGUACUUCUUCAUCCUCUCUUCUUAUACGUGGAUGUUCAUUGAUGCUGUUCUGCUGUUCAUCUCUGCAAAGAACCUCACGAAGAUCAGAUCAAAGCAGAAGGAGAUGCUUGGCUGGAAAUGCAUGACUGUGAUUGGAAAUAUUGUUCCUCUGAUUAUGGGGAGUGUGUCUGUUGCAGUGAUGUUUAAUGAACCCAGCAGUAAAGAUUGCUGGGAAACUAACAACAUUGUCUUUACCGGGACUGUCUGUGUUUCAUUCUUACAGCAAAUGUGAUUCUCUUCAUCGCCAUCUUCAUCACUGUCACUUUCAGUCUGAAAAGGCUGAACAGUGAGAUCUUGCAGAGGACACAAACUCAGGAUGAUAAGAAACUCAUCAUAAGCGUGCUGUUUAAAACCAUGGCCCAUCUUUUCAUCC